GGAACUUCUCGGGAAAGUUCGUUAAAAUUUCGUAAUAAACAUGGAGGAAGAUAGCGGUAGACAGAGGCUUCUCGAUGGAGGACAGCCUUUUCCUUCUUCGUUACCCCAGUCUCCUCCGAACGAAUACGACAAUGCGCUUUAUCACGAACAGGGAAAAAGUCCGAGAGAGACGCUUAUCAUGUACUUCUUCAUGCUGUUUGUGAUCAUUAUGGUCAUGAUUACCAUUAUACUGUCUUUGUAUCGUGGUGCAGCAGUGGAUUCUACAUACAUAUUGUUAGGAGUCAGCAUCAUUUCUAUUGGUAUGGUGGAGUUAGUGUUGGUUCACUGGACAAGAUCAGGGGAACUUCCUGCAGAGAAAUUGUGGUUCUUGUACUUCGUGGGAAUCUGUAUCUCUUUGGAGUCCAUUUUCACAGAUGUGCUGUUAUAUCACAGACCUGAACCAUCAACUUAGAGAAAUCACUAGUCUUUAUAUAAUUUAGUUCUAGUUUAUUUAAAUUUACAUCAGCGGAGAUCUAGGUUUGUUUUUUAAUGUCCAAUCAAUGUAUCUAAUGAAUUGUGUUAUAAAUGUUUGGUUUGCACAUGUCACCCUUCUCAUUUUUAAAGAAAAAAAAAGGCAAAGGUGAGUUUGUGCUGAAAUACAAAGUGAGUGUGAUUAAGUCCUAUCGAUUGUGAAUUACUGCAAGAUAAUCUGGAAAUUACUCAAAAUACUAAUAUCACCCUUUUGAGAUUUUACAGAGUCAAACCUUGUUUGUUAUUGUUGUUUUGUAUUGAAUAAUUUUUUUGUAUUGAAGUUACUGUAUUAUGAGUCAGAGACAAUAUUAUUUAAUCAAUGGUAAAAUUUAGGAACGAAA
Messenger RNA from Pocillopora damicornis (cauliflower coral), 851 nucleotides. RefSeq lists its product as uncharacterized. The record is from RefSeq and is a predicted model, not a curated record. NCBI's taxonomy places the organism in Eukaryota, Metazoa, Cnidaria, Anthozoa, Scleractinia, Pocilloporidae.